Molecule: messenger RNA, 2152 nt
Organism: Desarmillaria tabescens
Lineage: Eukaryota; Fungi; Basidiomycota; Agaricomycetes; Agaricales; Physalacriaceae
Exons: 3
Coding region: 169-1863 (564 amino acids)
Source: RefSeq, a predicted model, not a curated record
AUUUUGUCCGACGGGGAUUCGUCAUGCUACCAAGUACACCAUCAGUUCGAGUCUUUGGCCCUAAGCUCUUCCUAAAAAAGGCAACAACACCUUCGUAGCGAGAAUUUGGCGCCGAAAAUAUCCAUCACCUGCCAGCAAUCUGGCCCUGGUUCUUUUUUUCGAACCAUCAUGUCCAGACAGCCCUCACCGGGAAAUGCGCAUCUCUCCAACCCGGCUCAAGGGCAAAUUCAGUCGGCAAAACAACAAAAACCAAAACCAUACUCGGGAGGUAUCACCGCUGGCGCUGAAGAUGCCAAGUACCACAACAAAUACAAGGAGUUGAAAAGAAAAGUCAAGGAAAUUGAGUCGGACAAUGAUAAACUACAGCUUAAGGUUAUGCAGGCCAAGCGAAAUAUCCAACGGAUGAAGCUCGAGAGGGCAAUUCUUUAUGAACGCCUCUCGGUCGCGCCUCACCCGCACUCGCCAGAAUUGCAGGAUCGCCAACCGCUCCCUCCUAUCGCCCCUCAGGGCCAGCCCCUGCCCAGCUCCCACCAUCACCGCGAGGGGCCACCCAUAGACCAUGAUCCUGGUCUUGUCGAGUAUAUGCGAAUUCAUGGCAAUGCAAGGGUCGUUGCUGGCCCGGACGGUCGCCCUGUGCCCGUCGCUGAUCCGUCGUUAGGCCCAGCAGUCGCGCCGGCAACGUCCUCGAUGCGCUCGACACGGCGCAGCUCAGCAGGUGUUCCACCAGCCCACGACGCGCGUCUCGGUGCAAUACCCCCUUUACCUCCCAUGCAGCCCCCUAUGGAACCAGGACGAAGCCACUCGACUCGUUCUCACUCUCAUACGACAAGUCCAACCAUCCACCAUUCUCACGUAAAUUCACCUCAUGAACGGUCGCAUUCAGGUUCGCGGAGGGGUCCUUCGGCACCUUAUGCACCCCACUCGUACCCAGUGGACAAUCUACCACCCGUUGGCCAUGUUAUGCUCAGCUCGCCACCCCCAUCAGAUCGUGAACGUUCCCGACGUCAGGAUAUGCACGAACUAGCUAUUCCUCAUGGUGAUAUACACAAUCAUGCUAUGGGCCCGCUAUCUCCUCGUUCGCAUUCGUCUGAUACCCGGUCUUCUUCUAGCAGAGUGCACAACCACCAGCGUCUCGGUCCCGGCACGUACAUCAACAGAGAGGAUCAUCGGGACCGUCAACGCGAGAUUGAAUACGAUGCGGAACGGCAGUGGGAGAUAAGAGAACGUGACCGUCGCGAUAUGAUGCGCGGUGGCCGGGAAGCUGAGAUGGGUCCUGCUCACAUGCACUCACCUCCAGUGGUCCAUCGGUCCUCCAGACACUCUAUGGAAUACACAGACCAUCACACGUCGCGUAUGCGCGAAGAACCAGGAUAUUACCAUGAAAUGUCAGGUAGCAGUGCGAGCGCGGGUCCUGGCUAUCCAAUGCACUCUCGGUCCGAGACUCCUGGCUCAGGAUCAGGUGGUUCAGGCUCUGGCAUUGGUGGGGCUGACGGUCCCUCUCGUCCGGAUUCUCGCGGCCAGUACUAUGACCACGAUCGACCGCGAUCGUUUAGGUUGCGCCCGGUCAGUCAAGCACAAGCGCCGUCAGCCCCACCUCAGGAAGAAUUGGACUUUGUACACGAAGACGGGAGGUCACAGUCUAGAGAUCGUGGUGGAGGCGGCGGUGGCGUUUAUACACCUUCGGAACAAGGAAGGUCCUCCGCUAGGAUUGACGCUAGGAAACGGCGAAGUGUAGAUAUGAUGGAUGUUGAUGAUCCUGCCAUGGGAGGUCUCUAUCCCGGGCAGGAUAGGGGUGCCAAACGUUAUCACAGGGAGCGCGUACGGGGUGGUGAGGACCAGGAUGACGACCGUAUGGGGCCUUGAAAGCCUCUGACCGUUCUGUUUGGACAUUAGGUACGAUAAUCAGGGUCUGUCUUUCUAUUUUCGUUGUCGUGCAAUUCUUCUGUAGUAUGUACAUCUACAAGAGUUCUCUUCCUAUUCUUCAUACAAGGGUUGAGUAAACGUCUCAGAGAUACAUCGUCCACCCACGAACGUCAUUUUCACUUUAAAAACCUUAUGCUCAUGACGUAGGCACUGUGUGGCGUAAUGGUACCAGUUUCAUUUAUCAUAAUUGUUCGCUGGAGACACGCUACGGCCGAGCAGUGGUGACCAG